GACUACAACCAUCGUUUGGAGUAGUUGACACGUUCAGUAAUGAAAUAAAUAUACGCCGCGUCUCUCCAGACCGAGGUCAUACAUCACCUUAACACACCAAGCCCUGGUCGAAAAACACGGAAUUCAAGCGACACCAGAUGAGAGGUUAUGCAGGGGAACAAUGUCAGGCACCAAAUCUGCUGUCUGUCACGGCUGUGUGAGCUAUCACUAAGAAAACGUGGCUAGUUUAACGCAUCCUUUGCUCGUUUAAUUUGAAAAUCGGUAAUGUUCCGACGUAACUCCUGCCUCGAUCUCUGCUUCAUGGCUUUUUUCAGAGAUUACACUGCGAUAGCUCCGCUAAUGCCUCAAGGUCCAUUCUCCGCACCAAACAUUUACACCGACACUGCCAAGCCAUUAUCGUAUCAAUAGCCAGUUAGCUCUUGCUCUGCAAUAAUUCCACGAGUCAACUUUUCUUCGCAUUUAAUGCUGAGGGACGGUGAACGGAGCGCGCAAGGAUUUAGCCGGAGAGUAAAUCAAUUACAUGCGCGAUCUAUGAUCAUGCUGUGUCGUGGAGAGGCUCUGUGUUUUCCAGUUGACGAUGCCACCGGUACAACCUGCUGGCCUGGUUUGACGCCUGACGUUUGCAAGUAACGGCGGUGUCGUGUCAGAGACAACCAUUUGCAGAGGGAAACGCCACUUCCAAGAGGCAGACGACUCGCUAAUAAAAUCAGACAGUGGCAGAAGAGAGUGAGAAGGAAAACUUCUGACAAAUGGAUUGAAAACACUUUCGAGGGUUUGAGGUACAUCUUCUUUCCAAGUUCCGUGGAAUAACGGACACUUGCGAAACUGUGAUAGUAAAUGGAACAGAAGGAACCUUUACGCAGAGGAACAAGUUUCACAAUAUCGUGCGAUUGAGGCGAGGGAUGCAUUAACAAAUUUUCGUGUCGACGAAGCCACGGUGUUAAUGGCAUCGUUUCCCGUUCUGCAGGGUUUGUUUAAGCUAUCCCAGAGGAAAUUUCCCUUGGCCGUCCAAUGAAACCCUGCGUCGUCCAAUGUUUUUAAUUACACGAUGUUGAGAUCAAACCAUCAACGUGCGCCCAUGGGCUCGAUUCAGAAUUGAUCGCUGUCGCAUCAGGUCCAAGGAAAGCUGGGAAGGAGAGAGUGGGGAAAAAUUUCCCCGCAGGACGUCGGAGGACAGAACAUUCUACAUAACGUUUUGCAUCUCCUAGCUGAUAACCAUAACCAAGGGCACGUGGAACUACGGCUCUACUGAAAGAACAGCGCUCGUCUCUUAAUGUAGGCAAUAUAGCAAGAGGAAUGGUUGGUCUGGUGAAGCCCUGGUCCAUUUAGGGGGCAAAGGGGAUUUACCCCUUCCGAAAACUUUCAAAUCUUCUCCUAUUUUUUGUAAAACAUGUAUUUAUGGGAGCCGAGAGGGAUAUUGGCAUCUUUUGUUGCGACACUCGGAUUAAGGUGACAAGGACGCGGUGGAAACAUUUGCCAAAAGGUCGGCUGAAGACAUGGCAAAUCCCGCAAAGAUCUGGAGACAUUUUAAGAUCCAGAUCUGGCCAAGCAUUCUGUUAUCAUCCUUCCUAUGGGUUGUGUUGCUGCUCCCCUGGAUUAAUGGCAUCGAUGUCACAACUGCGAUGCCAAAUAGGAAUAUUACAGUGAAUGACAGAUGCUGCAAUGGGAUCCUUGGAUAUGCCACAAAUAAUGCUGACUUUACAAUAGUGUGCUCAGAGAUGAUAUGCUGUAACAAUAGUGAGACUGUGGCUGUAGUUCCUGUGGAUGUCGCACUGGGAUUCAGUUUUCGUUGCAUGCCGAGGUCUGAAGUUCGCCAUUUAUGCUACCAGGCUGGUGGAGAAGUAAGGACAUCCAAUCAGGAUCCAGAUCACGCACCACGUGUCUGUUGUGAGGAUGCCAAAUUUGACAUUCUCUUGAAUCAGUGGGAUGCUGCUAUGGUUGUGAAAUGUGUCGCCAGGUAGCCAAAGGUGUGCCUCUUUGACAAAUGCUUGCAGUGGAAUGGUGUGAUGUAUGUGAUAGACUUCCAUUCGAAGUGAUGUUUGUAUUCUGUAUUCGGAUUUAGUACUAUUGGAGCUGUUACUUGCGUCAGCACAAAGGAAUAUUUUCUAUGAGUUCUCAAAGCUGCAGUAUCACUUUACCACAUCGCUUGGAUACACAAACCCUCAUCGCUGCACUCUCACGUUGCAUCAGAUGAACGAAAACGACAUUUAUGAAGGCGUAUGAAUAUGCGUCAUAUCACGGUGCGUGUGUCGCUUGUUCACCAAAAACUCAGUGUCACUUUGUGUGAGAGAGCUGAUCGUAUUCUUGGAUUGUAAAACGAACAUCGGGAUAAUAUGAAAAAAGCCUAGGGACUUUUGUAUUUUUGUGAAAAAGUUGAAUAGAACACGAUGAAGCACGAAAUAUUAUGUCAACCACGGAGGAAGUUUCAAGUUUGUGGAUUGUGUGUUCAUGAACUCGUCUUCAGAAUUAUUCAGUGCAUAUGGCAACACGGUUUUCUAUUGAUAUGUUUUGAACAGUGAUUUAUCAUAUAUUGCAUUCAGGUCCAGUGGUAUGUAUGACAUAUCAACCAGGACACUGUAAAUAUAGAUAUUUCGAUCAACUAUUGCUGUUUUGAAAUCUUGAUUUAACAAGUCUAUCAUAUGUGUGAAUGUCUCUGAAUCUUGUGAGUGAAUAAAUGUUCUUUCUACUGCU
Haliotis rubra (blacklip abalone) is the source of this 2691-nucleotide messenger RNA. RefSeq lists its product as uncharacterized. The transcript is spliced from 4 exons. The coding region runs from base 1497 to 1961 and encodes 154 amino acids. Lineage: Eukaryota; Metazoa; Mollusca; Gastropoda; Lepetellida; Haliotidae. The record is from RefSeq and is a predicted model, not a curated record.